Candoia aspera is the source of this 1129-nucleotide messenger RNA. RefSeq names its product leucine rich adaptor protein 1 like (gene LURAP1L). The record is from RefSeq and is a predicted model, not a curated record. Gene Ontology annotation, biological process: positive regulation of canonical NF-kappaB signal transduction. Lineage: Eukaryota; Metazoa; Chordata; Lepidosauria; Squamata; Candoiidae. The transcript is spliced from 2 exons. The coding region runs from base 333 to 998 and encodes 221 amino acids.
UACGCCCGCUUUCCGUAACCGCCCUCCCCACGCCCGCAGCUGGUGCAACCCAGGGGCUGGGGUUUGCAAUCCAAAUCAUGCAGCUGCCGGAAAGCGGCGAAGGCGACCACUCCGGCUGCCUCCUACGGGGAGUCACCUGGCUGCCUCGUCGCUCUCUCCCAUCCCCCGCUCCACCGCUGACUGUCGCGGCCGGGGUGGAUUACCUCAGCGGGACUAACAUGGGGAGGUCGCCGAGUGCCGGGCAGCACGGCUGACGGCUUAGCUCUUUCUCCCCACCGCACCUCCGCCGUGGCUGCUCCCUUAAUCCGAAAAGCCGCCUUCCUGAAAAAGCCAUGGAAGAUUGUUCCUUGCCCGAUCUGCGAGAUAUCGAGCUCAAGCUGGGGCGCAAAGUCCCCGACAGCCUAGCGCGCUCCUUGCGGGGGGAGGAGCUCGCCGUCGCCCGGGAAAAGGACCGGGAGCAGCCCGGCGGAGGGCCUGGUGUCGCCGGCUUCUCCGCUUCCCGGGCCCCCAGAGCCGCCAUGCUCAGCGGCCCCGGCGGCAGUGGCAGCAGCUCCAGCGCCCUGGAAAGACUGGAGACCAGACUUCACCUCCUCAGACAAGAAAUGGUUGACCUCCGAGCCACCGACAUCAGGCUAAUGCGACAGCUCCUGAUCAUCAACGAAAGCAUUGAAUCCAUCAAGUGGAUGAUUGAAGAAAAAGGACCCAUCACCAGCAGGGGCAGCAGCUUGAGUGGCAGCCUCUGUAGUUUGUUGGAGAGUCAGGAGACCUCCUUGAGAGGCAGCUACAACAGCUUACAAGACUGCAGUGAUGGACUGGAUGGAAUAUCUGUGGGAAGUUACCUGGACACUUUGGGGGAUGACAUCCCUGGCCAGCACACUCCUUCAGAUGUGGACCAGUUCAGUGACUCUUCACUUAUAGAGGACUCACAGCCCCUGCAUAAACAUCCCAAGACUGAAUCCAAUGAGUACUACUGUUUGGUUAAUAAAAUGAAGACCUAGGAGAGACACACGUGCACUUGUAUUUAUGAUUCCUCUAUGCUGCUAUUUGAUGUAAGCAUUUUUAAAGCACCUUUAUAAAAGACGACGUACUUUAAAUUUGCUCCACUGUAUCAGUUGCUGCUCCUAGACCU